Macroventuria anomochaeta is the source of this 831-nucleotide messenger RNA. RefSeq lists its product as uncharacterized. The record is from RefSeq and is a predicted model, not a curated record. The transcript has a single exon. Bases 1 to 831 code for a protein of 276 amino acids. NCBI's taxonomy places the organism in Eukaryota, Fungi, Ascomycota, Dothideomycetes, Pleosporales, Didymellaceae.
AUGCACACGAGCCAUAAAACUGUCGAUCCCCGCCAUCUUGAUGGAGAAGCACUGGUUCCAAGGCCUGGUGGAAGGACGACUGAACACCAAUCUGGCAACGCCACAUGGCCCCUUCCAUUCGUUGAGGAAUCUAGUGGUGGCCAGGAUGCAAUCAUCACUCUACGGUGCUUGACGGAAUUGCUGCUCUCGUGCUUCCCCCUGCCCGACCUCACGACCCUGGGCUUGCCGUCGAUCUUCUUCAAGGGAUCCGACAAGUACCAUCCAAUUCCCAGACAUCUUGCCUUGCAUACGGCGGAAAGACUCACUGCAUUACAUUUCCAACGAGCGCAGUUCCCAACGUCAUUGGUCCGACAAGUACUACAACACACGUCAAUGCUCAAGACGUUCGUCCAUGAACACGUCAGGGUUUGUAGGCACACUAUACUGGACCUGGACGAGUUAUGCGUAGGCCUUGAGCACGUACGCUUGACGCUCGUAGAUCUUGUCGUCCGUAUCGGAGCCGACACAGCUGACAGUAUGCCUAAUCAUCACAUGACAGUCUCAGUUGGCGAGUUGGGCUCCCUCAAGUCCUUAACCGCUCUGAAAAACGUGUCAGCCUCAUUCGCCGUGUUUUUCGGCGAAGCGACAAUGUGGAGCGGCACCAUAUACGAUCUGUCUUCUGUUCUCCCGUACCAUCUCGGGCAGCUCGUCAUCGCCGAUGAUCUUUGGUACUCGAGCACGGGCUCUUCUCUUGCUCAUAUCAUCAGUUGCGUAGAUUCACUUGCGAGAUUCUUCGGAUCUGAGGGCAGAGAGGGAACGCUUGAAGCCAUGUUUGCCACACCCAUCCUCUAG